This is a messenger RNA of Purpureocillium takamizusanense, 564 nucleotides long. RefSeq lists its product as uncharacterized. The record is from RefSeq and is a predicted model, not a curated record. Bases 1 to 564 code for a protein of 187 amino acids. Lineage: Eukaryota; Fungi; Ascomycota; Sordariomycetes; Hypocreales; Ophiocordycipitaceae. The transcript has a single exon.
AUGAACGUUCGCGGCGGCCUAGGCGAGAGGACGAAACUCAUCGACGAGCGCCCCGACAACUCUAUCGCGAUGACAAACCAAGCGUCGGUACUUGGCCCUCUGACGAUCAAAUCCCUUGCCUUGAUUCGGGCCUGUAUCGGGGCAACUCUGGCCGUGGCCCCGCCGCGCCUCCUGUCCCUGUACUUUCUCAUGGGCAACGACACGGCAUCCCCGCACUCGGCAGCAGCAGCAGCAGUCACCGAGACUCAUCACUCUUCUGUCCUGCUGCCGCGCCUGCUCGGCGUCCGCGAGGUCGCCUUGGGACUGCUGCUCUGGACGGCCUUCCGGCGGCACGCAGAUCAGCGACGCCGGGGCGUGCCGCAGGCGACCGAAGCGCGGCGAGGGUUGCGCGGCGUGCUGUGGGCGAACCUGGCCGUCGACGUCAUGGACGCGGUGAGCUGCGCGGCGGUCGUGGCGGCGGGCAUGCACGAGAAGAAUGCCGCGGCGUGGUUCGGAGCCGGGGCGAUGGUGUUUGUCGUCUUAGGGGCGCUGGGGCUGCUGUCGUUGGACGCGGCUGGUGUAUGA